This is a messenger RNA of Marmota monax (woodchuck), 7339 nucleotides long. Its product is annotated as zinc finger protein 134-like. NCBI's taxonomy places the organism in Eukaryota, Metazoa, Chordata, Mammalia, Rodentia, Sciuridae. The transcript has 3 exons. The coding region runs from base 268 to 1329 and encodes 353 amino acids. Gene Ontology annotation, cellular component: nucleus. Gene Ontology annotation, molecular function: RNA polymerase II cis-regulatory region sequence-specific DNA binding; DNA-binding transcription activator activity, RNA polymerase II-specific. Gene Ontology annotation, biological process: regulation of transcription by RNA polymerase II. The record is from RefSeq and is a predicted model, not a curated record.
CCGCCGGUCCCGCCCUGACGCCUCUUGUCCCGCUGGGUUCUCGAGAGUUGGAAACGCGCGGGACCGUCCCGCGCUGCGCCGGCGGCCGCCGCGGAGCUGGUGUCGGACCGGGAGCGAGACCCGCGGGCCGCGGCCGCCCCAGCGGUCCCCAGGCGGCGGGCGACUGCCCGCUUUUACGGUGUCCCCUUAACCUUUCUGCUCUGUUCGUCUGCACCCGCGCCCCGGGGCACGUCUGUACGUGUCGCUCGUUGUCAUUUUAUUCCUUGGAUGAAUAAAAUGUCGUUGCGUGUCAGCCGAAGGCCUUUGGGUGUUGUCCCUCCGUGGGCCACGCGCGGUGUCAGCGCUGUCCCUAGCCCCCGGCCGCGGUUGCCGGGCUGCGAAGCCGACUCCAUGGGCGGUGUCGAAGGUUCUUCUUGCGGCAGAGGCGUGUGUGAACCCUGCACUGGUUGUUGGCAUGGAGUUGGGAAUGAGGAGGCAUCUUCUGAACAAAGUGUUUCUGUAGAAGUGUCACAAAUAAAUACUACAAAGGCAGAUCUGUCCACCCAGAAGCCCCAUCCCUGGGAGAUAUGUGGCCUAGACUCAGAAGGUGAUGUGCAUCUGGCCGAGUGCCUAGGGACCAGCUCUGGGAAGGAACCCUGUGGGGCAUGUGGAAAAUGUCACCCACACCAGAAGCAGCACAGUGAAGAGGAACUCUUCAGAAGAGAUGAGAACAGGGUCUCCUGUAUGAGGAGUUGCAGUAUCCAUGAGUCAAAGAAGUGUUUCAUUUCCUCGGAGGCCAAGAAGGACUUCUCAGACAGCUUGAACCAUCUCCAGCUUCAGGUCACUCAAAGCAGAGGGAGGCAACAAAAGAAUAUUGAGCAUAUGGAAGCUUUUCACAAUGGACAAAAAUGCUAUAAGUGCAGUGAAUGUGGGAAAGCCUUCUGCCAAAAAUACAGACUUGCUCAGCACCAGAGAGUGCACACUGGAGAGAGGCCUUAUGAGUGCCAUGAAUGUGGGAAGGCCUUCAGCUACAAACACAUACUUGUUCAGCACCAGAGAAUUCACACUGGAGAAAGGCCUUAUGAAUGUAGUGAAUGUGGAAAAUUUUUUAGCCAAAGCUCCAGCCUUAGUGAACAUCAGAGGAUCCAUACUGGCUCAAGGCCUUAUAAAUGCAACGAAUGUGGAAAAUUCUUUACCUCCAAUUCCAAUCUAAUUAAACACCAGAGAGUUCACACAGGAACAAGGCCUUAUGAAUGCAGUGAAUGUGGGAAAGUCUUUAACCAAAGCCCCAGCCUCAUUAAACAUCAGAGAGUUCACACUGGUGAAAGGCCAUAUGAGUGUAAUGAAUGAGGGAAAUUCUUUAGUCAAAGCUCUACCCUCAUUAAACAUCAAAGAGUUCACACUGGAUCAAGACCUUAUAAAUGCUUCGAAUGUGGGAAAUGUUUUAGUCAAAGCUUUGGCCUAACACAGCACCAGAGAGUUCGCAGGGGAGAAAGACCAUAUGAGUGCAGUGAAUGUGGAGAAUUCUUCAGUCAAAGCAGCCAACUUACUCAGCACCACAAAGUUCAAACCGAGAAAUGCCUUAUGAGUGCAGUAAAUGUGGAAUAGUCUUCAGUCAGUGGUCUGCUAUAAUUGAGCAGUGAAUGUGGGAAAGGCUUCAGCCAAAGAUCCAACCUUAUUCUACACCAGAAAGUUCAUACUAAAGAAAGGCCCUAGAAUGAGAUGGAGAUAGCAGGGAAUGUGCUAUCUCCAUAUUUAUUGCAUCAACACAUUGGAAAGCCUCAGUAAUGGAGUCAUCAGCAGGAAGUGAACACCAUGCAUCUGAACAUUCAUGGUGGGGACAUUUCUUAUGAGUACCAGGCUCAGGCAGCUUUUAAGCAGCUAUAUUUUGUUUUCUGAGUACUUUCACACUGAAUCUCUACAGUAGAAGCCAUCAUCUCAGUUGGUGUUUGCUAGUCACCUCAGUGUGCUCAGACUUCUUUGCUGUCCCCCUCUCCAGAGGAAUCAUAAGUAGCCUGGACCUUUGUUUAUUGUCAUUCCACCCGACUAGGAUAUGGCCCUAACCAGCUUUGACCAACAAAACCCAGUUUGUCUUCUGCUGGUGCCAAGUCUUUCCUUCUUUGGCCACAUUAUGAGACACCUAUGAUCUUUAUGAUGAAUUUUUCUAGCCUUCAGGCCAUCAGUCUGGGAACUACAUGCAUGUGUGAGAGUAAAAAUUUAAUGUUUAAGCCACAUUCUUUCUCCCUUCUAUUUUUAAAAAAAUUUUCAGUGCUGGGAAUUAAAUGCAGAAGCCCUCUACCACUGAGCUGCAUCCCUAGCCCUUUUUAUUUUGCUUUGAGAUAGGAUCUUGCUAUUCUGCUGAGGCUGGCCUUGAACUUAGAAUCCUCCUCCUUUAGCCCAAUCAUGGGAUUAUAGGCAUGUACCCCCACACCUGAGUAAGCCAUAUUUCAUCUCAAAAGUUUCUGUUCACUGGCGGAGAUGGCUUGAGAACAGAAUUGGUCUUACUUGCUUUGUUGUCAGGCCUCCAGAGAUAGACUGUAGGACCUAUUGUGACUAGCCUUGUGAUCUGAUUGUCAGGACUUUUUGAAGGUCUGGCAGUCACCAGAGGUGGGGACAGUUAUGGGGACCACGUGUCCUUUGUGGGGAAGUAUAAAUUGGUUUCUUUUUCUCAUGUGAGGUUACACAGUGUCCAUUACUGUUGACUGAAACUGUUCUCUGGGGCCUAUAAAAGAAUCGUGCUUUAGCAGCCAGAAUUGGGGAGGUUUGUGUUACUGAUGUUUGCACUACAAGAAUCAGAUGAGAACCAUGUUUUGUUACAGAAACAUUGAUUAUGAGUGAUGGUAAACUGGAGUUGAUGUGCCCAUCUGAACACUGUGUCUUGAAAUGUUCGGGGGACUAUGGCUAUUUAAGAUGAGGGGUUUACAGAAACCUCAACCUAUAGAGCCAUCUCCUGUGGUAAAUCACCUCCAAGACCUUAAAACUUUAUGCCUGAGAAGAAUGUUUUGUUCACACAGGGCCUUGAGCCAUGCCAGAUAGUUUAUGUUAGUAAUGUGUUUUAUGAUAGGACCUUAGGUCUCCUAAUACUAAUCUGACGUCUGUAGGGGCCAAGUAAUUAAGGGGAGCUGCACAAGUGUCCCUUGUCUAGGUGACAAAACAACAACAAAAAGUGUGGACCUCUGUGCCUGGUGAUGCACAUCUGUAAUCCCAGUGGCUCAGGAGGCUGAGGCAGGAGGAUUGUGAGUACAAAGCCAGCCUCAGCUACUUAAUGAGGCCCUAAGCAAUUUAUAAGACCCUGUCUCUAAAUAUUUUUUAAAAAGCAGCGGGGUGGGGGGAGCGGGGUUGGAGAUGUGGCUUAGUAGCUAAUGACCCCCGGUUUAAUCCUUCAUACAAAAAUAAAAAGUGGAACAAGGCAUGGGUGAGUUUCCCUGGUUGGCAGUAAUUCUUGUGUGUGGUCAAACAUUAUUGCUGGAGAUUUAAGUACUGUUUGCAUGACUCCACUGGAGGGGCAAGUUUGAUACUUGUGCUUGCUCUCUAGAUUCUGCCCUGUGCACCUCUUUAUUUUCUUUUAACUUUGGGUACCAGGUAUGGAACCCAAAGCCUCAUGCAUGCCGUGGAUGUGCUCUACUAAUGAGUUAACCUCGCCCCCCAGCUCUUUGUUGAUAUGAAUUUCUUUGUAAUAUAUUCACUAACAUCUUUACCCAGUUCCUUGAGUCUUUCUAUUGAAUUAUUGAAUUUGAGGUGGCUUUGGGGAUUCAACAACACAUUUACAUGUUUUUUUUUUUAUAUAUAUAUGACAACAGAAUGCAAUUUGAUUUAUUGUACAAAAAUGGAGCACAAUUUUUCAUUUCUCUGGUUGUACUUGAUGUAGAGUCACACCAUAAGUGCAGUCGUACAUGUACCUAGGGUCAUGAUGUCCAUCAAAGGGGAGGGAGGGGAGGGGGAAUGGGGGCAGGAAAGAUGGUGGACUGAGAUGAUCAUCAUAGCCCUCUUUUUUUAAAAAAUUGUAUUCUAAUCAGUUACACAUGACAGCAGAAAGCUCUUCGAUUCAUUGUAUACAAAUGGAGAAAUUUUUUCACUUCUCUGGUUGUACAUGAAGUAGAGUCACACCAUUCAUGCAGUCAUACAUGUACCUACGGUCAUGAAGUCAGUCUCAUUCCACCAUCUUUCCUACCCCAGUGCCCUCUCUCCCCCUCCCCUUGACUAGUGGAACAUUAAAUGAAAACAUUAAAAUAUUAGCAAAAUAUUACAAAGUUCUAGAGUCUGCCUUUCUAAAAAAUUGAAAUUGAACAUGCUCAUGAUUGCUUUAAAAAUUCUCAUUUGAUUCUUAUCAUCUGAAAUGCAAGUAUUAUGUAAAUUCUUUUCAUGUGUUUACAUAAGCUCUCUGUAAACUGUCUUGAAAUGCCAAUCGUGUCCACUUUUGUACUGAGAUCAGGCUUUAAAUCUUGCUCCAUUUCAACCAAACUAUAGCAUUCUGUUCUAGCUCUCACAGGUUCAUUUCCAUCUCACAUGUUCACUUUUCCGUGAUCUAUUUUUGAUGUUAUAUUUUGUUUAUUAGGUAAGAUCAUGCUUUCCUGAAAGUUCUUGAUUCUUCUUGGCAUAUGAUGGCAUUUGUACAUUAAAUAUUUACUCCAGUCUUUGCAAUCUCUCCUGUCUAUGUUCAUCCUUCCUGAGCGGGGUAUUUAUAUGUUCUUUGAGCUUGUGGUAAUUGCCGCUAUUUCAGCAUUACACUGUGCCUCAAGUCCAGCUUAGCCACCAGCCCGAGGUUCUUGUGUGGUCAUUGUGUUUCAACACACAUGCGGAGUGUAAGUUGUCAAGCUGCAGGUAAUGCCUUCAGGCUGAGGGGGGUCAGGUGUGGGAGUGAAACGUGUGCCUGGGGCUAAGCUAUGUCCAGAUGCUUCAUCCACAAUCCCUCGCCUGGGGGCCAGCACUGUAGAUUCUGCCCAGUGCCGCACCUGUCUGUGGUGGCUCCAGGCCCUUAACAUUUUGUGCCUCCCUCUUCCCACUGAGUAAACAAAAACAAACAAACAACAAAAGAACUACUGCCCUCCUCCUCCUGAUCCCUUCCUUUGCUUAUUGGCCGUCUUAGAAAUUCCUCGCUGGGCUUGCUGGUACAAGUCUGUGAUCCCAUUUCAGUUUUCCAUGGUGGCAACUUUUGAGUUAGAUGUAAGAAUACAUUUCAAUAGCCACAAUUUUACCACUAUUUGCUUUGCAGUAUUUGUUUCUUAAUUGUAAAACUUCAAAAAAAUUUGAAUUAUUUUCUGUGGUACUGGGGAUAGAACUCAGAAAUACUCUGCCAUUAUGACAUAUUCCAACCCCAUUUGUUAUCUAUCUAUCUAUCUAUUUAGAGAUAGGUAUUGCUGAGCUGUGGGGCCCAGCCUCAAACUUGGGAUCCUCCUGCCUCAACUCCCAAGUCUACAUCCUCAGCCCUUUUUUAUAUUUUAUUUAUAGAGACAGGGUCUCACUGAGUUGCUUAGGGCCUCAGCCUCUCGAGCUGCUGGGAUUAUAGGCAUGAACCACUGUGCCUGGUGGUCCUUUUUUGUUUGUGGUAGUGGGGACUGACCCCAAGGGUGUUCUCCUGAAAUCCCCAGACCUAUGUUUGUAUUUGUUGACAUAGGGUCUUGCUAAAUUGCUGAGACAAGCCUUGAACUUGCAAUCCUCCUGCCUUGGCCUCCUGGGUAUCCAUGAGUAUAGGUGUGAACUACCACACCUCGCUAGGCCUAAGUACUUUUUAGACAUGAAUUUCUAUCAAGAUAUUCUUGGUACUGUAACAGAGUCUUACUUGAAUGGUCUUAUUCCAGAAAGCAUUAUUGGAGUAUUAUCUCCAAACUUGACAUAAGAUUGAGAAGUUGAUGAGCAUGCAUAUAUCCAAUGUGAGUUUGUGACUCCAUGGCAUCAUCAAUACAUAUGUACAUCAUAAAUAUACAUACACACACCCACCAGGGAUUGAAUCCAGAAGUGUUAAACCACUGAGUAUACCCCCAACCCUUUUUAUAUUUUAUUUUGAGACAGGGUUUUGCCAAGUUGCUGAGACAGGCGUCAAAUUUAGGAUGUUCCUGCCUCAGCCUCCUGAGCUGCCAGGGAUUACAGGUGUGUUCUACCAAGCAAGGCCAAAGCAUCGUGUUUCUUAUUCAGAGUAUAGGUGAGGCUUUAUCUUUAAACAUACUAGUCUCCUGGAAGAAAAUAUCACCCUGAUGCUUAUUCUCCAAAAUUGGCCAUCUGUCUUUUUUGGGGGAUGUGGGGAAGCCAACUUUGAUUUAUACAGAUUAAGAAAAUGGACUUAGCCUUAAGGUGUUGGUCAAUGUUUGAAUACAUUUUGUGUAAAGGAAACAUUUGUAACAUUUUUCUUCUAUUAUAAAAUGUAAUUCCUCUCUGGGCUUGGUGGCACAAGUCUGUGAUCCCAGCGACUCAGGCAGCUGAGGCAGGAGGAUCACAAGUUUGAGGCCAGCCUCAGCAACUUAGACCUUUUCUCAAAAAUGGCUGCAAUGUAGCUCAGUGGAAGAACACCACUGGGAUAAACCCCCAGUACUGCAAAUACGUAUAUAGAUCCUGGGUACUGCUACAGUACAAUUCAUACCUGCAAAGGAGUUAAGCAAGACAGACACUCCUUAUACUAACAGACACUGUCCUUGUUCUAAAAAGAGAAAAACUGAGCUGCUGUCAGUAUCCCACAGAUUGUAUAAUUUAAUUAUUGAAUGCUGUAAGCAUAAUUGUCUUUCCUCACAACAAAAGAAUACUUUCCUAUCUAAUAAAAGGAAUACAGAUGUCCAUCCUGCCCAAACUAAAGUAUUUCCUCAAAUGUCAUUCUUACUAUGAAUCCAGCCAAGGAUAUCCAACAUGCAAUCUCAACCUAGCCCUUUGACUUUUCUCUAUGUUCUGAUUAUUUUUUCUGUUUGUAAUAGGGUCUUGUAAAAUACUAUGCUACUUAAUACUGUAGAUGAAUUUCUGGUUGACUGAUUCCAUCAACCACAGUGUAAGUUCCAUGUAGGGAAAUUUCUUUUAUACUGUGAUUCCUGAUACAUCCUACAUAUCUUGCAAUGUGCCCGAAACUUAUAGGGUAUCUAAUAAAUAUUUGUUGAACUGCUAAAUGAAUAGGACCACAGUUUCCAUUUGCAACACUCUGAAUCCUAUUUCAAACUCGGCUGACUUUCUAUCUCUUCCUCUAAUUUUACUACCCUUGGUGCUGUUAGAAAUGGGGGAAGAAGUCUUAUUUUGUAGACAAACACUUAAAUUCAGUACCAGUUCUGGUUGGUCCUGUGCUUAGUUUUUUUUCAUUUAGUUGAUGUCAGUGAUCUCUGCUCUUCCUACAUGGAUAUUUUGCUUGUAUAUGUAAGUAACUAGUUUUCCCCACCUGCUACCAGUA